Molecule: messenger RNA, 1374 nt
Organism: Cutaneotrichosporon cavernicola
Lineage: Eukaryota; Fungi; Basidiomycota; Tremellomycetes; Trichosporonales; Trichosporonaceae
Exons: 5
Coding region: 1-1374 (457 amino acids)
Cellular component (GO): nucleolus
Molecular function (GO): nucleic acid binding
Source: RefSeq, a predicted model, not a curated record
AUGGGACUCGCAGAGCGCAAGGUUAAGCAACGCAUCGGUCUUGAUCCCCGUAACCUGAGCUGGUCCGAGGAUAAGACUCGUUUCAGUGUCCAGCACAUGGCCAACCUUGGCUGGAAGGAUAACACAGGACUGGGCAAGGAUGCGUCCGGAAACGCAAAUCACAUCGCGGUCGUGCGCAAGUUGGACAACGGCGGUAUCGGCAUGUUGCGGGUGCAGAAGGAGGGCAAGGAGCUGAGCGCUGGUGCGGGCCAGGCUGGUGCCGGUCUUGAGGAUGUGCUCAAGCGUCUGGCAGCGCGUUCGGCUAGUGCGAGUGGGACCGUGACGCCGAGUGCUCAGCCCUCACUCGUGCCGUCUCCUGUGUCGAGUCCUGGCCCCUCGGUGGUGCGGAACAAGAUCUCAUCGCGCCAGCGCCAUCUCGCAAGCAAGAGGAUGGCGUCGCAGGACCCCGUCGCCAUGGCCGCUAUCCUCGGCGUUCCCGUCUCCUCCCUUCCCACGCCAUCCGCGUCCGCACCGACUUCGGGAGCCUCGACGCCCGCGAGCGAGGAGACGCCCGAGCCGGCUAGCCGCGACGAGAACGGCGACCCGCAGCGGGACGCGCUCGAGACCGUCACCACGUCGACCCUCUCCGUCGCCGAUUACUUCCGCCAAAAGUUGCGCGAGAAGAUGCUUCAGAGGCAGGCGAGCGGGUCCGCCACACCCACGAUGAGCGAGGGCAGCCUCGCGGUCCCGAAGGAGGAGGUAAAGGUCGAUGUCGGCGGCGUCGCUUGGGAGGGGAGCAAGAUGUCGUUCGGGGAGAAUGCCGAGGAGGUCGCGCUCGGCGAUCUUGGAGCGGAUGCGCCCGCCGUGAACGCCGAGAAUAAGGACACGGAGGCGAAGAAGGCGCGGAAGGAGGCCAAGCGCGCCGCCAAGGAGUCGGCAGAAUCAACACCAGCAGCAUCGGCAUCUGAAUCGACGCGGGCAACCUCGGAAUCCACGCCUGCUUUGUCUGACAAGGAGGCACGCAAGGCCGAGAAGGAGGCCAAGAAGCGGGAGAAGCAGGAGAAGCGGUUGAAGAAGGAGGAGAAGGCUGCGAAGAAGGCGGAGAAGGCUGCGAAGAAGGCGGACAAGGAGGCGCGGAAGGCGGACAAGGAGGUCAAGGAGGGUAAGGAGAAGAAGAGGAAGCGCGACGACGAGGAUGGUGAGGAUAGCAAGAAGCGCAAGUCCAGGUACUGUAUCGUAGUACAUAUUGCGUACGAGGCUUCGUAUGCGGGCGGUCUUUCCUAUCUCCAGUGCAACCCACCCACCGUCUCCGAUGGCCCGCUCGUGAUCCAGAUCCGCGACACGCAGGGAGGCAUCAUGUCCCUCCGCGUCCAGCCUACCAUCAAGUUCGGCUAG